Messenger RNA from Saitoella complicata NRRL Y-17804, 1197 nucleotides. Its product is annotated as UV excision repair protein Rad23. Lineage: Eukaryota; Fungi; Ascomycota; Saitoellomycetes; Saitoellales; Saitoellaceae. The coding region runs from base 1 to 1197 and encodes 398 amino acids. The record is from RefSeq and is a predicted model, not a curated record. Gene Ontology annotation, biological process: proteasome-mediated ubiquitin-dependent protein catabolic process; nucleotide-excision repair. The transcript is spliced from 2 exons. Gene Ontology annotation, molecular function: ubiquitin binding; polyubiquitin modification-dependent protein binding; damaged DNA binding. Gene Ontology annotation, cellular component: cytosol; nucleoplasm.
AUGAAGCUCACCCUCAAGAACCUCCAGCAACAAAAGUUCACCAUCGACGUCGAGCCCUCCGACACCGUCGCACAAAUCAAGGCCAAGAUCGAGGAAGAGAAGGGGUAUGAAGCCAAGAACCAGAAACUGAUUUUCUCGGGGAAGAUUUUGGGGGAUGAGAAGACUGUUGAGGAGGUUGGUGUGAAGGAGAAGGAUUUUGUUGUGUGUAUGGUUAGCAAGCCCAAGGCCGCACCUAAGCCCGCAGAGCCAGCAACCCCCGCACCCGCAGCCCAAACCAACACCACCCCCGCCGCCGCCCCAGCUCCCGAGCCAGCAUCAGCACCAUCAUCCGCACCCGCAGCCGAAUCUGCAUCCGCCGCAUCCGCCGCUGCCCCCGCUGAACCCGCAACCCCAGCUCCCGCCUCCACCGCCCCUCCCGCCUUCAACGACCCCUCCGCCCUAGCAAUGGGCGGCGCCCGCGAACAAGCAAUCGCAAAUAUGCUCGAGAUGGGAUACGAAAGGGCUGAGGUCGAGCGUGCCAUGCGCGCCGCAUUCAAUAACCCCGAUCGUGCGGUCGAGUAUCUCUUGACCGGGAUUCCCGAGCAUUUGUUGCGUGAGCAGGCACCGGCACCGGCACCGGCACCGGCACAAGCCCAAGGUGGUGCGGUUCCCGCUACGCCUGCUGCGCAGACUGGGGGUGUUGCGGAGACACCUGCUGCUCCUCAGGCUGCGGGGCGAAGUGGGAAUAUGUUCGAGGCUGCUGCUGCUGCGGCACAGAACCCACCUGCUGGUGCUGCUCCUGGAGGGGCUGCGGCCGCCGCGGCGUCAAACCUGGAUUUCUUGCGGAACAACCCCCAAUUUCAGCAAUUGCGUCAGGUUGUGCACCAAAACCCCGCAAUGCUCGAGCCGAUCCUCCAACAAGUCGCACAAGGCAACCCCGGCCUCGCAGCCCUCAUCAACGCCAAUACCGAAGCAUUCCUCGCACUCCUUGCCGAAGGAAUGCCCGGUCUCGAUGACGAAGGGGACGAGGAUUUCGAAGGUGGAGGAGAUGGCAUGAUGAGAGUCGAAGUCACGGAGGCGGAGCGGGAUGCGAUUGAGAGGUUGGUUGGGUUGGGGUUCGAGAGGGAUGUUGUUGUGCAGGCGUAUUUUGCUUGUGAUAAGGAUGAGGAGGUUACGGCAAAUUAUUUGUUUGAGAAUCAGGAGGACUUUAUGGAGUAG